Rhipicephalus sanguineus (brown dog tick) is the source of this 1004-nucleotide messenger RNA. RefSeq names its product putative nuclease HARBI1. Lineage: Eukaryota; Metazoa; Arthropoda; Arachnida; Ixodida; Ixodidae. The record is from RefSeq and is a predicted model, not a curated record.
AUGGAGUACUUCAUGGCUGCCAUGGCUCGUGAGCGUCAACCUUCCCUCCGGAGAGAGCGCACGUUCCGCCGGCGCCUAGCCUUGGAUCACGUUCUGGACCAGCACCUGCGCAAUUACCGGUUCCCGAGGCAGCAUAUCCUGACCCUCUGCACGACACUCGAGCCUCGACUGCAGCGGCCUACGGCGCGGUCUCACGCCUUACCAGUGGACGUGCAAGUCCUGCUCGCUUUGCGCUUUUUCGCAAGCGGGAGCUUCCAGGCUACGGUAGGGGACACGGUUGGCGUUAGCAAGUCGAGUGCGUCGCACGUUGUGGCAGAAGUUACUGACGCCCUGUGCUCGCUCGCUGCGGAGCACAUACGCUUCCCAGCGACACUGAGGGCUGCUAAUGCUUCCGCCAUCGCCUUUUCGCAGAUCGCACAGUUCCCCAAGGUCCUGGGAUGCAUAGAUGGCACACAUGUGCAAAUCAAGCCUCCUAAGGACCAGGAACACGUGUUCAGAAACAGGAAAGGCCUACUCAAUGUACAGGCUAUCUACAAUGCUGAAGGUGCCAUCACACAGCUGACGUCAAGGUGGCCCGGCAGCACUCACGACAGCUUUGUUUGGGCCAACUGCGACCUGCGGAGGUGCUUCGAAAGAGGGGAAUUGCCUGACGGCUGGUUGCUAGGUGACUCUGGGUAUGCCUUAGAGCCAUGGCUGCUCACCCCUCUAAGGUCUGCGGCUGGCCCAGCGGAGGAACGCUAUAACGCAGCCCAUACCCGGACGAGGCAGGUCAUUGAGCGGACCUUUGGAAUUCUCAAGGGACGCUUCAGGUGCAUGCACCAAUCCGGGGGUGUUCUGCAGUAUAGCCCAUCAAUGUGCGCCAAAAUGGUGGUGGCAUGUGCGGUGCUGCACAAUAUGUGUGUCCGGCAUGGCAUUGGCCUCGACGCUACUGAUGGUGAGUGUUUGUUGUUGCUGUAGUAGCCUUAUUAAUGUGUUAAGCAAAAGAGUACUUCGUUAGGAGAAAU